This is a messenger RNA of Liolophura sinensis, 546 nucleotides long. Its product is annotated as ankyrin repeat domain-containing protein 23-like. Gene Ontology annotation, molecular function: protein binding. The record is from RefSeq and is a predicted model, not a curated record. The coding region runs from base 1 to 546 and encodes 181 amino acids. The transcript has 3 exons. NCBI's taxonomy places the organism in Eukaryota, Metazoa, Mollusca, Polyplacophora, Chitonida, Chitonidae.
AUGGCUGUGACACGUGUCAUGCCUGUAGCCCUGGUGGAAAAUGGAGCAAAUUUCCGUAGAAAGGACUGUGUGGACCUACUGAUUAAGGCCAGGGUUCACCUCGAGUGUCGGGAUAUCUGGCAACGGACCCCGCUACUGAAGGCCGUUGUGAAUCACCAUUAUACCAUCGCCUCCAUGUUAAUGGUCGCGGGGGCAAGUGUCAACGCCGCGGACGAUGAUAAGAAGGUUCCGCUACACGUAGCCGCGAGCUACGGGAAUUCUCGCGGCGUCAACGAACUCCUGGAGUGUGGUGGGGAUAUCGACUUCCAGGAUCUGAACGGCAGAACUGCUCUGUACUUUGCGCUAGGCUCUCAGGGAAAAACUCCACCGGACGCCUUUGAAAUUCUGAACUUGACAAUAACUGCCCACGGCCUGGUACCUGGACAGCAGCUAAUGUCAUCGGCGCUCACGCAGUACAAGAAGCAGCCGAACGGAGACAUGCGAUUGGUCAUUCACCGCCUGAUUUUGGCAGGGGGUGUGGUUAAAGUGCCGGACUCUGGGAAAUAA